UGCCGUCUCGUUUCUUCAUUUUCUUAGCCGGAGGAGUAUUUAUACGUAAUUGGAGGUUCUGGAGUUUGGAUGCUGCCCCAUACUUCUCAGCAUAAAGUAUUUGUUCUCAGGAAAGUCCCGGUGCCUUUCUGCUAAAGGCAGCUGCCCCUCCUCUCUCCAGGCAGGUCUAUGCUACAGAGGGAAGCUUUCUGCAGUCUCCGGUGGAACCCCAGGCUUUCUCAUGAAUGAAUGUGCAGUGGAGGUUUCGCAGAAGUGCCAGCGAAACAGCAUGACCAAGGAACUUAUAUAAGGAGCAAGAGGCCAUCAUGGCAGGAAAGAAUGGAAGCAGAGGUGGCUGGAGUAGGAGCAGAAGAUGAGAAGACCUGACCUUUGACAAUCAGUGUGAGAAGCCAACUCAAAUCUUCAGCAUCAUUAGCUUCUAGGACACUGUCCUGAAAUGAGGGUCCUGACAAAGUAUUUUGGUCUGACCUCUUGGCCUGAAUGUUACCUGACUCAUUGAAAUGCGGUGCUUCUUGAUCUGAUUUAAUCAAGCUGACAAUCAAAAUUAACCACCACAACGUCCCCAAGGUAUCUCAGAAAUCUUAAUUGCUACUGGGGACUUAUGUGAAAGGCCCUUGAAGAUAUGACACGGUCCCUAGUGUUGGCUGCCUUCCAGGAUAUAGAAAACCAGUAGUACGCUGGUGGUUACAGAAGAAAUCUUCCCACCCAGUUCACUGAAAUUCCUAGAAUGGAAUGGAACCAGGUCUUUAUGCUAAAGGAUUCUGGUCUUGAAAAUGAUGACCAAUCAUAAGUCACUGUGGGUGCUGCUGUUUCUAGUUGCCUUCUGGAUCUCUUUUACAGUUUUCUCAAACCCCACAAAGUUAUGGGCAACAUUCAAGUUACCUGUCUCCCUCAGUCACUGGAACUUAGUCAUGAAGUCCUCAUGCCCUGAAGUGCCUCUGAAUUCAUCAGUUUCACCAAGAGAGACAGAGCUGAGAGUCAGGGAGAUCCUGGAGAAGCUGGACCGGCAGAUCCCACCCAGACCCUUCACCCACCUCAACAGCACCACCAGUGCCAAGCACAGCACAGCCACCAUCCUCAACCCUCGAUACACAUACUGCAUAGGGGACCAGCUGGACGUCUUCCUGGAGGCCAGGGACUACCUGGGACGCAGGAAGGAGUACGGUGGGGAUUUCCUGAGGGCCAGGAUGUUCACCCCAGCCCUGAAGGCAGGUGCUACUGGAAAGGUGACAGACUUCAACAACGGCACCUACCUGGUCAGCUUCACUCUGUUCUGGGAGGGUCCAGUCUCCCUGUCCAUCCUGCUCAUCCACCCCAGUGAAGGGGUGUCAGCUCUCUGGAGGGCGAGGAACCAAGGCUACGACAGAAUCAUCUUCACUGGCCAGUUUGUCAGUGGCACCUCCCAGGUCCACACUGAUUGUGCCUUUGUUUUAAACACAAGUGCUGAGCUGUGCCAGUAUCUGGAUGCUCAGGACCAGGAAGCUUUCUAUUGUGUGAAGCCUCCAAAUAUUCCCUGUGCUGCACUCACCCACAUGCAUUCCAAGAACAAGAAAGUUUCCUAUCUCAACAAGAAAGAAAGGAGCCUCUUCGAAAAGUCAAAUAUAGGCGUGGAGAUGAUGACAAAAUCCCCUGUGAUUAAUGUCUACAAAUGCAACAAUUCUUUAGCAGAAGCAGCAGUUCCAGCGAAAGAGAAAUGCAAGCUUAGCAAGGUGUCCACGGUCCCCAGCGGGCAUGUCUGGAAAAACACAUGGAAUCCUGCCUCCUGCAGUUUGGCUCCUAUCAAAAUGAAAGAGUGCCUGAGAGGAAAGUUCAUUCAUCUAAUGGGAGAUUCCACAAUCCGCCAGUGGAUAGAAUACUUCAAAAGCAACAUCAACACACUGAAGUCUGUGGAUCUGCAUGAAACUGGAAAACUGCAACACCAACUUGCUGUGGACUUGGAUGGGAAUAUCAAUAUUGAGUGGCAGAAACAUGGUUACCCCCUCAUUGGCUCAUUGGUCUAUUCCGUCAAAGAGAUGGAGAACAUCGCCAGGAAAAUUGACAGAACUGGGGGAGAGAAAAAUACCAUCAUCGUCAUUUCCGUGGGCCAGCAUUUCAGACCCUAUCCUAUUGAUGUUUUUAUCCGAAGGGCCCUCAACAUCCACAACGCUCUUCAGCGUCUCCUUCUGAGAAGCCCUGACACGGUGGUCAUCAUCAAGACAGAAAACAUCAGGGAGAUUAGCAGUGAUGUGGAAAGACUUAGUGACUUUCAUGGCUACACUCAGUAUCUUGCCUUAAAGGAUAUUUUUCAGGAUCUCAAUGUGGGCGUCAUUGAUGCCUGGGAUAUAACAAUGGCAUAUGGCACAAAUGAUGUCCAUCCACCACAGCAUGUAGUUGGAAAUCAAAUUAAUGUAUUCUUAAACUAUAUUUGCUAGGUAACACAUAGCUCUGAAAGUCAUUCAUUCAAGUAAAAAGAUACAAUGAAUCCCACUAGCAUACAAAGUGAGGGAUGGGUUGAGCUCUGAAGUCCCAGUUAGCUUGAAAAGAUAAUCUGUACUGUGGCCCGUAUGACCCACCAGCUCGGCCAAACAAGGUACUUAGAUGAAAGUCAAAAAAGUCAAUGAAAAGUCUUACCAUUUGUUUGUUGGUUUGUUGGUUGGUUUGUUUUGACAGGAUCUCAU
Molecule: messenger RNA, 2657 nt
Organism: Nannospalax galili (Upper Galilee mountains blind mole rat)
Lineage: Eukaryota; Metazoa; Chordata; Mammalia; Rodentia; Spalacidae
Product: NXPE family member 4
Exons: 10
Coding region: 774-2411 (545 amino acids)
Source: RefSeq, a predicted model, not a curated record